UAUAGCUACUGGAGUUAGGGGAGAGCACGACCAGACCAGAGGAAGAGAAGCUCAGUCCCAUGACCAUGAGACUUGAGGUAGAAGGAGAAAGACAUAAACUUUGUGCUUAAAAGCUUUGUAUCAAUAGGGUCCCUUAUGCGUCUGAUGUGUGUGGUGUGAGUUAGUGUUUUGGUUGUUCAAUAGCAAAGGGUAUGAGAAUUUCAAUUGUAUUAGCUCCUUAGUCCUUACUGUAUUAUACAUGAUAGAUUUAUGAGAAGAGGAAAAUAGGAUUUUAGCUUAUCUAGCUGUUAACUAAUUAAGUUGGAAAAUGGAAAAUUUGACUUUCAACUUUUGAAAGAGAACUUAUAAUUCGUUUUGUUUUGCUUAGAAAGUUUUGGUAUAGCACUUGAAAAUACAUGUCUUCAUGUACCAUUGAUGGUUGUAGCAAAAAUACUUUAAAAUAAGAAUAAUUCUUCGCAACUUUUACUUGUUCUAGGACUCCUUGUUACUGCCACAUUUUUAGGGGCAUAAUGAGGUUUCAAUUCUAAUUAAUUUGAGGCUGAUUUCUAUCAUGAAAAGGGACUACUAUAUAUAUAUUGAGUUCUUUAAACCACAAUCCCUAUUUUAAUAUUAACUGUACUUUAGAGUGUGUAUUUUGGAAUUGUAAUUUUGGAAACCGUAUGUUGAGAUGGAAGUAUGUUAAUUGUCCAUUCUUUUUAAUCUUUUGAAUUUCAACCCAGAAAUGAAAUUAAAGAAACCCCUUUUAGGCUAUUGAACUAUUAUGUGGGUUAGUAGCUUUCCAAUCAAUUAUAUUUGCCCUGUCCUUAGAAUCUUAAUAACUGAAAAUGAUUUUGAAAUUUACUUAGGAGAAGUCUCAUGUUGAUUCAAGGUUCUAAUUUUGCUUUCACGUGAAUAUAGUAGGCAGGUGACCAAUUGAUAAAUCAUUUUUGCAAAAUUGGCAUUGGAUUAGAAAAGGAAAAAUUCUUAUGUUUUGUAUUCUAAAUCAUUUGUAUUACCACUUCAAAUUCUUUGAUCCUAGGUGUAAACUUUUAGCAAAUGCAAUUGGUGAAUCAGUAGAUGAUGACAUACAUGAUUAGAAUAUUAAAGAUAGUACUUAGUAGUACAAUGCUUAAUUUAAAAUGGCAGUUUUAUUUCUUCAUUAGUCUUAGUUCUUAAGGUUCUCUUAAAUAUGCUAUAAGUAUAUUAAAUUUUGGACUCUAAAACAUACAUCACGAUCUUUUGGGAAAAUUAAUUCUGAAACUUGUUACCUUGUGUGUUAGGGCACGGCCGAGAGCUCUUUAAGCUCUAGGAAGCCUUGGUUUACUUUGAAAACUCGUAUUUCAAUGGGUUAAAUGUUUAAGGAAUUAUGUAUGAGUAGUUGGUUUUAAAGUUGAUUUACUAAGUCAAAAGCUUUUUGAAGUAUGGAAUACUGUUACUGUUUGGUUGUCAUUAUGACGACUUGUCUUGGUUUCUGUGAUUGAUCCUAAUGGGUUAUAACCAUUAUGGGGAUUAAGUUUAGCAUACGUUCGCUUCGAGUUAAUUGCCUGAAGUUGUAGCUUUAGACUUGGAAAGUAAGUAGCUCAAUUAGUAAUUACGUUAUGUGUACUUAUGAAGGGUACGAAUAACGGAAGCGCUUGGCGACGAAGCCAAAGGACAAAAGGAAGCGAGCUAACACGUGAAAACAAUGAUAUGAUUGGAUUGGAUUUGAGUCGCAGCUUAGUAAGGAAAGCGCCUAAGAACAUGGUGAAUACUAAUCAGCUAGCUGAGAUGAUGGCCACUAUGGCCCAAGCGGUAACAGCGCAUGCAAAUGAUAAUGCGAUGAGGCGUGCUGCUGAGGAGGCACGUGAUCAGCAUCAGCGCCAGAGGGAAGUAACUCUGGACCAAAACAAAGGCCUCAAUGACUUCAGGAGGCAAAACCCACCAAAGUUCUCUGGUGGUACUGACCCAGACAAAGCGGAUCUCUGGAUUCAGGAAAUCAAGAAGAUAUUCGGCGUACUACAAACUGCUGAGGGUGCCAAAGUGGGCAUGGCGACUUAUCUGCUACUCGGGGAUGCUGAGUACUGGUGGAAGGACACCAGAGGAAUUAUGGAAGACAAUCACGAGGAGAUUAGCUGGAACUCAUUCCGGACCGCAUUCUUGGAAAAGUAUUUUCCAACAAGUGCUCGGGAUGAGCGGGAGUCACAAUUUCUGACACUCCGUCAGCGGGGUAUGUCGGUACCGGAAUUUGCUUCAAAGCUGGAAUCUUUGGCGAAGCAUUUUCAAUUCUUUCAUGAUCAUGUGAAUGAGCGCUACAUGUGCAAGCGCUUUGUAAAUGGACUGAGGCCUGAUAUUGAGGACUCAGUGAGGCCGCUGGGAAUCAUGCGAUUCCAGUCGUUGGUUGAGAAAGCCACGGAGGUGGAGCUGAUGAAAAAUAGAAGGAUGAAUAGAGCAGGAAUUGGGGGACCGAUGAGGUCGAGCUCCCAAGACAACAAGGGAAAAGGAAAGUUACAGAUGAAGAAGCCUUAUCAGCGUCCUACGGGGGAAGGGUUUACCCCAGGACCGUUCAGGCCUACGAUUGCUGCUGCGGGAAGAGCAGGAAGCCAAGCUGGGAGCCGUGAGAUGACAUGUUUUAAAUGCGGGGAGGUUGGGCACUACUCCACGAAAUGCCCGAAGGGGAAGCCGAGGUGUUUCAAGUGUGAUCUACCAGGACAUCUGGCCAACAACUGCAAGACACCCAAGGUUGAGCCAUUUGGCAACACCAUAAGGGGAAAGCGCCCUGCUGCUAGAGGAAGAGUUUAUAUGAUGGAUGGUGAAGGAGCUGAGGAGUUAACCAGAGGAGAGCGCAAGAACGAUGGAACUUUUGAGGAAUUUCCUGAGGAGCAACGCUUUGCUUGUGAGGAAGAGUUAGAAGAUAAUCCUGGAGAAUCUGCAGAUGUCUUUGGCGGGCUGAUUCAUGAUGGUUCAUCCUUCGGGAGGAACUAGGGUUGAGAUGCGGGAACUGGAGCGUAUCGCGGUAGCUAGAGGAGGACGGAUGGUGUACAUAGACUAGGUCGUUCUGGAUUCAGAUUCGGGCGACGAUCAUGCUAGCAUGUAGGUUUUAGUGCUGGUGUGAGCUCCUCGAGAUGGGAUUAGUGUAGGAGUAGAGUCUUAGCUCUGAACAUCAUUUGUUUUCUUUGGGGACAGGGUAGUUUCCCACCUAUAGCUUUUUGUGUGGUUCUUUACGAGAAUCACAGAGAGUUGGUUGGACUUAGGAGGUCUUGCUUCAGGCCGAUGGGCCAGCUUAUUCUCAGUUUUGAGGGAUGGUGUUGCGGACACUUGACCUUUCUUGUGGAUUGUACCUUUUGCCUUCGGGCGUUACACUUUUCUUUCCGUCACUGGAGGUUUACUCGUGACGAGGUUACUACUACAGCGGGGGCUGUUUAUAUAUUGUAUAUUAGUUCUGAUUAUUGUUAUUGUUGGAUUUUAUUUAAUUCAGUCUUGUCUUAGUUAUUAUAAAAAAAAAAAAUAUCUACGUUUUUCCGCAUUAAGUUUAUUUUGGUGACUAAAGUGACGCCACUGAAAUCGGGGUGUUACAGACAGGCUUUGACCGGAGGUCUAAGCCAUAGUCAUUUUAGGAUCGAGACCUUCCCGGUGAAUUACUUGGGUUUAUUGGGAUCUUUUUACUUCUAGAGUUUUGGAACAAAAGAGAAACGAAACUUGACUUCAUAAAUGAAAUUCAUAAUGCAUUAACCAAAGAUAGAACAUAUUCAAAUAGUAAUAACAAUUUCUUGGAAAAGACUUAGGAUCUGAAAUAAGUUUGAAAACGGGAAGUGUCGGCGAUCCUAGCGUUGUGACUGGGACAGUCACUGAGUGCGGAUGACACUCCUUGCUCCUUGAGCAUUUGGUUCAGUCUUCAAGAGGAUGAGCUGUUGUGACGAGAAGUCACAGAAUGCGAGCAACAUUCUCUCUAAUCGUUGAUGAGUUGUUUGGCCAUCGAGAUGGUGAGCCAGGGUAACUUGAAAGGUCACUGAGUGCGAGAUGCAUUCUUUUGCUCGUGGAGUAGUUUAGUUGGCCAUCGAGACGAUGAGCCAAAGUGACUAGGAAAGUUACCAAGUGUGACUAGCACUUCCUUGUUUACCUUAGGGUAUUGUAGAGACAAUGUACUCUAGCUAGACACGCGUACCUUGGUGAGGACGUUUCGUUGUUUGGCUAACCAUAUUGCAUUCAUGCAUACAUUUCUUGGAAAGUGUGCUGCUUUCCGAAGGACGAUCUCAGAUCGGACUUCAUCGGAGCGAGAUGCUUCAUAAAAGCGAGAUGCUUUAGCGGAGCGAGAUGCUUCAUAAAAGCGAGAUGCUUUAGCGGAGCGAGAUGCUUGGCUCGUCCCAUCCAUCGAGAUGGUGACAUUUUAUCCGGAUCAUAUUUUAAGCAUGACAUUGCAUUGACACGCCAUGCACCUAACUAUAUUUGUUGAUGUGUUGAAGAUCCAAUUGUCAUUUGUGAUUUGAUGUUGAUAAAUAUGCUAUGUAUAUACCUUAGGGUAGGCAAUACAUAAGUUAUACGGAUAUAUACAACAUAUAUAUAUAUAUAUACCCCAUUUUGUCGCAUGUUGAUUGUAUAUCUAUUGUAUACUGUGAGUUGACCCUCGCGCCUUGGCUUUGUUUGUAUGUUUGUGUUUGGGCGGUCGGCCUGCUGCCAGACAACGAAAGUUGGUGAUAUGAGCAGAUGCUACUCCAUGUGGAAGGACUAUAGAAGACUCGAAGAAUAGAGUCGGGUGUAAGGCUAGAGCCUUUGGGUAGAAUAGCUUACCGUUAUUGGUUUAAGCUUGUAGGAUAAUUUUAUGAUUCGCAUUUGAGGUUUUGGGUAGGUUCCGGUGCAUUGCUUUCCUAUGGUUACCCAGUGUGGAAAUCAUAGGGAGUAUAUCGGAUCUAUGAAGUUAUUGCAUAGUGGGUCCGUUGUUAGAUCUUAUUCUAUUUGUCCUGUCCUUUAUGUUGUGCCUUGGUCAAGGCCAGAUGUAAAUUAUUUACGGUUGGGAGUAUGCAUUACAUGUUUUAGAAAUGCUUCGAAAAGGAAAAAAAAAUACUCACAUUUAUAAAUUCCUUUUUGGAAAAGAUUGCAUAUUUACUUUAACAUGUUACUACCGUGGCACCCGAAAAUCGGGGUGUUACAGGCUUGGCCUAGUUAAGUACGCUCACCCUUAUACGAGGAGGCUUUUUGGAUAAGAAGCUUAUCCCACACGUCGCCCCGGGUAGCAAUGAUUGCGCCGGACUUUCCGGAGCGAUCCCCAGACAUCAAGCUCAUGUUGGGACCGCCACUUAGGAAUUCUCCUUAAAAGUAUUUGCAGGACUUCUCCUUGCAAAGUAUUAAGCAGGACUUCUCCUUGAACAAUCGCUUACAAGAUUGUAUACUUCUUCUACAAGGUUCUCUUCUUCUAAGAGUGAUGGUAGAAACAUUUCAGUCCAUGAAUCAUAAAGUAUUGAGGAUAGGAUAUGACCAUAAGAGUAUACUUUAUGUUCCAUUACAUCAGAGAUUACGUAAUUGAAAGUAUUUAGAAUUCUCUCAUUCUGAAGUAGACGAUGUAGAUGAUCUUCUCUAAUUUUUUAGCAAAAAGCUGGCUUGCGAUGUCUAUAGAUCUUUCCAUUUAUACUUCUGAAUCAUUUGUGAUAUGAAAGAUAGUCGUUGGAGCGUGUGCUUCACAGAGCUUCUAUCCAUUGGAUCAAACGGUACUUUGUGUACUCGUGUUGGAUACAUUAAAUGCAUAUUACUGUUUUAUGAGUACCUUUUGCCGAAAAGAUGUAGUAUGUCAUCUAGUAGGUAGCUAGCUUAGGUCUGAACUUCUAUCCGUUGGUGUGAAGAUAUGGUAAAUUGAUAGUGACAUCAAUGUUCUUUCACUUCGUGUAAUGGACCAUGUCAGAUCAUAUAAUCUUAUCUUUUAAGAUUUCUUCCAGAAUUUACUCUAAGAUCCUUUCCAAUAUCCAAUAUGAGCGUAAAGUUCAUUCUUUAGACACUAUAACUUUAUUUACAUAAUAGACGUCUUUCUUUCAGACAAUCAUUCUGCUUCAAUUGUUCGUCUUUCCUUCUUUCUACUGGUCAUUUGGAACUAGACGAUAACCUUUGACCAAUCACUUGUAACUUCUUCUUUGAAAAUGGAUUUGUCCAGAUGAAGCGUUGCUUGUCUAAGGUAGAUCACAGUAGGCGUAGAUGACAAGCUUUAUUCCAUUCCUUGUAUGAGAUAAAGAGGAAACUUGAUUUUGACAACAUUGUACUUGUUUCCUUGAUCAACGUGUUUUCUAGAGUAUCACGUGAUUCUUGAUACUUGACUUUCUCCUCAAGAGUGUCAGAGAGAUUUCUAAACUGAAAAUGACGCUCUUUCUUUAGACAUUGCUUCCAUUGGUCAGCUUUGAGAUAGACGAUGAAUUUCUUCAUUGAGUGUAGUCUUCUCUUCUGGCAAAAAAUCUAGCAAAUUUGACUUUUUGAUGAUGACAAUUUUAAAGAGAAAACAGGGAUAUAAUCAAUUUGUGAAAAGAUUUAGAAUACCCCCUCCCCUGAGUUUUCUACUUAUAUGCUCCCCCUAUCGUUUGCACAUUAAGAACGCCUUUUUUCAAAAGAGAGGUUAAUAAACUAUAAACUAAUUUUUAUAAACUUUCCACUUGAAUUUUUUAUAUGAAAAUGAAAACUUUCCACUUGAAUUUUUCAAAGCACUUUUCAUAUAAACUAUAAACUAAUUUUAUAAAAACACUUUUAUUUUUUAUUUUCCAGGACUUUUCAAAAUCCAUUAACUUUUUCUCUUACUCUCCCCCUUUGUCAUUAUUAAAAAACAUCGCACAUUCCAAACAGUAAAAAGCAGUAACGAUGACAUGACAAACAAUAAUCUUAAACGAUAAGGAUGCGUAUCAGCCAAAAACAUGGCAGCCAAGUCAAUUUUUUAGAUAAUGAAAUUAAACUAGGGUGUGGAUAGAAUUUAAGGAGUUAAUGGAUUGAGAGAGAUGAGUUCAGCCAAGCUUCAUCAGAAUUAGCUCCGGAGUCGCUGAGAUGGUGGACAGCCUCUGAUCCACAUAAUCCUUAUGUUCUAUAAGAGCUUGAAUGAGGUGAGGUGCAGGAUGGGCAGCAACGUUGUUGUUUGGCUCCACAUGUGUAACUCCCAAAUUUCUCAACCGGGGUCACAUUAGUAACCCAACAAGUCUAGGGACUAACUCGGGAUUUUAUUUUCAAAACGUGAUAUAGAUUUUGAAAAAUAGGCCCAUCAUCACCCAACCGAGAUGUUCCCAGAUAAGCUGGCCCGACACAGUGCCUGAUUAAAAGCCUUUUUUUUCUUAGACGGAACAGCCCAAGUUCUUACUUGAAUUCAAAUGAACUUAUCCUUUAGCCAUCGCUUGAUAAAACAAUUCAAUUUUAAUAUUUUCAAAUACAUUGUAAUAAAUAUAAUACCCAAUAAAUAGCGCGUAAUAUUAACCAAGAUUAAAUUAAUAGAUAACGUCAAAUUUCAAAAUAAUAUUUAAGCCAACUUUGAAAAUCACAAGUCAACUUCAUAAAGUUCUAAGAAAUUCAAGGUCUCCAUCUUCACCGUCUCAAGCUUCUCGUCGCCCAACCGUAUAACCAGGUCGCAAUCCAUAGACUCUGAGCAAGUCAAACUUUGCCACUCGAGUGCCCAUGUCCUAAUAGCGUAAAGCGCUCAAAUAGCAAUUACCAAACAGAAAGGGUUAACUUCGAAAACAAUGACAACAACAAGAAGAUAACCGAAUUUUAUAUCAUGCAUAAGUUCAAAAUUCAAAUAGAUAACCACAAUAAAAACAAACUAAAAACCAACAACCCUAUCUCCAAAUUUUGAAAUAAAACAAGAUAGCAACAUAACACUUAAAAUUAAAUAGAUGACAGCAUACAACAAUACCCAAGAUAAGGUCUAUCCCCUUAAUUAAAAUACCAAUAAGAUUAAGGUAUAUCCCCUUAAUCAAACAACCAACAACAAGAUUAAGGUCUAUCCCCUUAAUCAAACAAAUAACCCGCAAGUUAAUUCCAUGAAUUUUUCAAUAAGUUAAUUCCAUAGAAUUUUCAAUAAACAAGAUAUUCCUUCCAAUAGACAAUUCAACAAAAGUAAGCAUGUUAUUAACACAAGAAGCAACAAUAUAUCAAGACAAGUAAUCAAAUCAACAAUACAACGCCUUGAACACCUUCACUUCACGAAUCAUGCAAGAAAAGGAAAAACACACAGACGCACGCACUAGACAGAAGUUACCCUUACCUCCUUAAGUAAUAGUUCAUACGAUGGAACCUAGACAAAAUAGAACAACAUCCAUCAUCAAUAAGUGUUCAAAAACAAGAAAACUAUCCCCUCUUAACCCUUCUAAAACUCGCGGCCCGAAGAAGAAGAAGAUGAGAACAUGUUGUUUUUGAAAUCGUUUUGUUUUCCUCAAAAAGAGAAGAACCUUAAUCCCAACAUGACAAAAAGGGGUUUUCAAAGCUUGGAUUCUCUUUUAAAAAUUAUGAAUUAAAAGAAAAGAAAGAUUAUAAUCCCCAAAGGUUUUCCAAAAAAAGUUUAAGAGAAGAGACAUAUCUCGUAGUAUAAUGAAAAGAAGAAGUUUUGACGAUAAACGAACCUCGACGAACGAAUGAAGAAAAAUCACAGUUGAUCAACCAAGGGAGGAGAAGAGCUUCGGCCAAAAGAGAGUAAGGGCACUUGAUUUUGAUGCUCUAAAGUGUGUUUUUCAGGUGAGGGAGGCAGUUUCUUGGGGUUUUGGGUUUUCUGCUUACCGUAGAGUCCUAUUUAUAAGAAAGACUAUUUCUCUAGCCCUAGGCCACCAAAAUUUCGGCCAUAACCACCAAAUAAGGGAGGAAAUAUUUUGAAUUCAACCCCUUUUGCUUCUUCCCCAAGUCAUGUGAUGACCCUGUUUUGUCCUAGAUUUUAGGGUCAUUUUCGUAUUAGUUUUGAGUCUUUUUCUUUGUCUCAUGUAGUGUUUCAUGCAUUUAUACUUUUAUUUGUGUUUUUUCAUUAGUUUAGUAAUUUGAUGGUUUUGUAGGGACUUUUAUUACAUUUUAAGUAAGUUGAAGGAUCUUGUAAAGUUUCCACUUAUGUUGAGGGCCUUUGAGCUAAUAACCUUUUGAGUUCCUUGAUAUUUUUCCAAGCUUUAUUUCCAAGUAAUAAGGUCUAGAACUGCUGAAGAUGGAAGAUCAAGGAGCUUGAAGACUUGAAAGAGGCAUUAAAGUGGAGUUAAGAUGGAGUUCAAGGGUUUUCCAAGCGCACAAGUGGCGCUCGAGUGCCCCUGUCUGGCGCCUGAGCGCCAAUUCAGCAGUAACUUUGAGCUUCCAGAUCUGUUACUGGCGCUCGAGCGUCCCUGUCUGGCGCCUGAGCGCCAAUAGGGCGCUAAAGCUUCUGUUUGGACUGAAGUAAUUGGCGCUCAGGCAUGCUUUUCUAGCGCAUGAGUGCCCAGAUUCGAUAGAUUUGCCUAUAAAUAGGUUUUUCUGUUUUCUUUGAAGUCUCUUUCAUCACUUUUACAUUUUUCAUAAGUUUAGAAAUAAGGUUUAGCCUCUGGAGCUUGGGGAGCCACUCUUAGUCCUUUUGUUCCAGGAUUUACUUUACUUUGUUGUAUGGAUCUCUUAGCCAUCAGUGGCUAAAUCCCUUUUUUCUUUGGGUUCUUUGUAAGACUUCAGAUGUUUUAGUUGUAAUUCCUAUUUCUAUUCAUGUUGAUUCUGAGUAAACCCUUAAAUCUCAUAUCUAUGCUUUCUCUUUUAAGCUUGAACGCAUCCUAACUUUAUGCUUUUCUAUAAUUGGAAUGGAAGUUUGUUAUAGAUUAGAGAAUUGUUGUGGGAUUACCCCUUCUAUGCUUGCUACCAGGAAUAGAGGAAGGGUUGAGGUUUGUUGGCCUGAAAUUGCAUG
This is a messenger RNA of Lotus japonicus, 9805 nucleotides long. RefSeq lists its product as uncharacterized. Lineage: Eukaryota; Viridiplantae; Streptophyta; Magnoliopsida; Fabales; Fabaceae. Gene Ontology annotation, molecular function: nucleic acid binding; zinc ion binding. The transcript is spliced from 4 exons. The record is from RefSeq and is a predicted model, not a curated record. The coding region runs from base 1588 to 2940 and encodes 450 amino acids.